This is a messenger RNA of Chironomus riparius, 9038 nucleotides long. The record is from the annotation of a GenBank genome assembly. Lineage: Eukaryota; Metazoa; Arthropoda; Insecta; Diptera; Chironomidae.
AUGGAAAAUGGAGGCACAUCAGCCUAUGUACCAUCAUCCGUAUCAUCGGCACAAGCUCCCAUAACAACAUCAACAGAUAUAAAUUUAAAUUUAUUAAGAAACAGUAGCGCGCUGAGUAACACACAAUUGUCACCGCACAUCGACAACGAUCAGCACAAGAAUGAUUUUCAGGCGUUGUUGAAGCAGAGUGAGAUGCCACCUCCAACACCUGGUUCACCAUCACCUCGUAAGAGGCGACGAAAGCGUGAGGAUCCACAGAAUUGUGUUACUAAUUCUGAGGAAUACGACUCUGACGAGGCAUCGCCAUCAUCGUAUGCCGAAGUGGAGAGAUUUCAGGGCAAAGUUGUUUAUAAUUUAGAUGGUAAAGCAUACAUUAUUGAUUCGGAAAAUGAACUGCCACUGCAGUUAAAUGAUAGUAGUAUUAAAGAUGUAUCACAAUCAAAUAAUCCCAAAAUUCACUCAUUUCGCGUAAUCUCAUCGCGUGAUGCAAGCAUGAGUAAUCCAGGAUCGACACCAACUCGCAUUACCUCACCGCCAGUUGCUGAUGGAGUGUCAGCGCGUACAACGCCAACACAAGAGUGUCCGAGUGACGAUCAGAAGGAUCUACAUCAAGCAAAUCAUCGACAAAAGCCGAUUCUCAUGUGCUUCAUCUGCAAAUUAAGUUUCGGUCAUUCAAAAUUAUUCUCAAGUCAUGCCAGUACCGAGCACAAAUUGAAUUUAAGUGAGACGGAAAAGAGUUUACUAUUUCGUGAAUGUUCGUCGGCAAUAAUACAGAAAAAUGCUGAUGAUAUAUCACAAAUAUCCUUCCUUGAACCGCUCGAUGCCAGUAGGGCGAUGUCGCUGAAUAGCGAUGCAAUUGAUGCCGAUAAUAAUUCAGAUAACAAUAAUAAUAGUAAUAAUGAGAAUGAUGGGACUGAAAAUGCAGUGGACGAUGUCGACAAGGAUCAAAGUUUCGAUGAUCAAAUGCAACAUCCGAGACUAACGCCAAAGUCGCUCGCUUCACUACAAAAUCCCAUCACAUCUGCCGCCAGUGUCAUACAAAGACUUGCUGGUGAUUUAAAGUUCCUAAACUCACAAGCUGAUUUGUCACAGCUCACGUCACUACUUGAGCAACAUAAGACGCUUAACGAGUUCCUAUCACAACAACAACGUAUCGCAUGUCCAGAGCAUGCAGAUGCGCCUAAUUUAAAUGAAAUUGACUGCAAAAAUUGUGAAUUUCUUAAUAUCAAUCAAAUGUCACCGAUGCGUAGCGUAUCAAAGUCACCAAUGAAAGGCUAUGCACAUGAGUCAAAUGCCUCAUCGAAGACAUCCUCGCCAAACACAUCAGCAACACCAAAUUCACAACAGCAACUCCAAAUUUCACACCAAAUGACGCCAUCGCAGAAUAUGAAUACGUCGCCGAGUGUGUCAUCAUUCACAAUCGGUGCAUGUCCUGAGCAUAUUAAUGGACGGCCAAUUGGUGUUGAAUGUGCAAGAUGUGAAAUCCUCCUCAACACAGCCCGCCUCACAAGUGGCUCACAGAUAUCAACGCGCAAUUCAUGUAAGACACUGAAAUGCCCUCAAUGUAACUGGCACUAUAAAUAUCAGGAGACAUUGGAGAUACAUAUGCGUGAGAAACAUCCGGAUGGUGAAAUGGCUUGCGCGUUCUGCAUUCAAGGUGCAGCACAUCCUCGUCUAGCACGUGGUGAAUCAUACACAUGCGGAUACAAACCAUAUCGGUGCGAGAUCUGUAACUAUUCAACAACAACCAAAGGCAAUUUAUCAAUUCACAUGCAGAGCGACAAGCACUUGAAUAAUGUGCAGGAACUCAACAAUUCUCAGACUAUGACCGUCGCCCCACCACCCGAGAUCCGCGCCACACCCCAACCUAGUCAACCAUCAAUUCCAUCAGCUCCAUCAACCCCGCAACUGCCAGCGCAACAAAGCAAACCAAAACCAAAGCCAAGUUUUCGAUGCGAGCCGUGCUCAUAUGAGACUCCAAAUGCCCGCAAUUAUCGUAUACACGAGACGAGUGAGAAGCAUACACACAAUUUGGCUGUGGUGCAGUGCAAUAUAAAGCGUUUACAAUCGCAUAUGGAAUCGUUCCUAAAGACCCAUCCGUCAGGUAUGAAUGCUAUGGGCAUGCCUGGUAUGGAUACACAAAGUGGACUACCUGGUAAUGCAGGACAUCUACCAGGUGCAGCAUUAGCUGAUUUAGCUUAUAAUCAGGCGCUACUCAUACAAUUAUUACAUUCGAAUUCCGUUGGGGCGAGUCCACCGACUGGAUUUCUACCAAUGAUACAACAACAACAAACUGCUCAAAAUAAUCAACAAAAUCCGAUGCACUUUCAACAGCAAAUUAACGGAACUACCAAUCAAGAGAUUGAUCAGGGCCUCAAUCCAGACACUUUGGAGCCGCCCUUCGAACAAGACUUUAAUCCAACAUACCAUUUUUCGUGUCUCAUCUGCUCAAAUUACAAUUCAAAUGACUUGGACGAAUUAAAUAAUCACAUCAAUGAGGAUCGCUCGCGACUAAGUUUUCCGCAAGAGUUCAUUGUUGUGGUUAACAAUAAUAAUUAUACGUGUCGACUCUGCUGCUAUAAGACACACCUCAAGGCUAAUUGUCAGCUACAUUGUAAGACCGAUAAGCAUCUGCAACGUGUUAAUUUUGCUAAUCAUAUUAAACAAGGAGGACUUCGCAAUGAAUACAAAUUCGAUUACGUCAUCAAUUCAACAACCAACAACAACAACUACAACAUCACACAGCUAAAAUGUAAUUGCUGUGAUUACUACACAAAUUCCAUACAAAAACUCAAUUGUCACAUCCAGAACGUACGUCAUGAAAGCAUGCGAGCGAAAUUUAAUCAUCUUUUGCAGCUGUUUAAGGAUGUAAAGAUGGAACUCGAUGGACAGGAUGUCAAUAUCAGCAAGGCACUUUUGUGUCAAUUGUGCAAUUAUAAAUCAAAUAAUUUGCUCGACAUGAUCAAGCACAAUAAGAGUCUCAGACAUAUCCAAAUUGAACAGAUUUAUUGUCUACAGAGACGAUGCGAGAGUUUAGAGUCGAUUGAAUUGGGCGAGAUUUAUCAACUUGUUGAUGAUGUCAAUUUAGAAUCGCCGCACGAUUAUUCGAAAGACGAUGACAAGUCGACAGCAUCGCCAGCACUGCAGUCAAAAGAGCAGGAACAACUCGUCCCUAAUCCAUUAGCUAUGCUGAAAAUGAUUCCAUUCGAUCAACUCAAGGCACUUGCCGCUCAACUUCCACAAUCUCAGACAGUCCUAAAGUGCAAUCAUUGUGAUCACUUGUCAGAGACGAAGCAUGACAUGGAUCAACAUUUUGAGGCUGCACAUCCAAAUGUUGAAUGUUCAUCAACAGCACUUCCAUCAAUCUCAGCAUUAAUGGCUGCAGCACAAAUGAAUUACAAUCCAGAUGCAGUUAAGAUGGAUGUGUCGAUGAAUGACAGUAAGGUUGAUGAUCUGACUGAUAAGAUGUUGGAUGAUAGUGACAAGAAGGAUGCAGAUGUGAUGACAAUUGAGCCAGACAUUGAUGGUGUUAUCAUCAAUAACUCUUCAAGAUCAUCAUCAGCUGUGUCUAUGCUGCAAAAUGAGGAAAGUGAGGAGAAAAUCUUACAGCGAGCAACUCCACAAAAGAAAGUAUCGCCAUCACCAUUCUCAGCAUCAUCCACAACAGAUGAAUAUUCAGUCAUGUGUCCAUUGUGUCAGGAAAAUUUCACCGAACGAAAGCCACUCGAGCAGCAUGUAAUGACGGUUCAUUCUGUCAAUUCUGAGGGACUCAAUCGACUUCUACAAUUAGUCGAUACAAGCCAUUGGGUUAAUCAUAAGAAAAGUCCAUCCACAACAGGCCCAGACUAUGAAUGUUUGGUCUGCAAUGAUGUCCUGAAGAGUAUGAAUGACUUGCUGUUACAUGCCACCGAUCAUCAGCACUUCAGCAUCACCGGAAUGAAUCAAUUCUGUUGCUUGCUCAAAACAUGUCAACAAAAAUUCGCAAAUGAGGCUCAAGUGCAGCAGCACUUCCGUUCAGGUCACUUAAACAUUGUCAUAAGUGAACGUCAUGUCUAUAAAUAUCGAUGUCCAAUGUGUCCAUUAGCAUUCAAGACCGAAGAGAAGCUCAAUACUCACUUUAUGUAUCAUACGAUGAGAGAUGCAACAAAAUGCAGCAUUUGUAGUCGUAACUUCCGCUCAACAACAUCAUUACAGCGACAUAUCGAGCAAGUUCAUGGAACACCAACUGUUGAAUUGAAUAAAUCAACGGAACUAACCGAUGAUGAACGCAUGCAGACACCAAAUGAUGACGCAGCAUCAAAUGACGAUGAUGUCGAGUAUGAUGACCGAAAUAGUGAACAAAUGCCAGACGCUAAGCGCUUUAAGGCAAUCAAUCGGAAUGAGAAGAUAACAAGUUACUCACUCGAAAAAUACCACGACCCAAAUCGACCAUACAAGUGUGAAGAUUGCUUCGAGUCAUUCACUCAAGCCAAUAUUUUGUCUGUUCAUAAAAAUUCAGUUUCGCAUUUGCAUCGCGUUAAGAAGAAGCAAGGCGAGACACACAGUGGAAGUUCCACGCCGGCACUUGGAACUAGUCCAAAUCAAAUUGGUGAAUUUGAUCGACGAUCGGUUGACUUUGAUAGGAAGUCAAUUGACUUUGAGAUGGAGAUUAAUAACUCGAUGGAGGGUAAUAAGAGGAAGUUGUCGACUGACAAUGACUAUGAUAGUCCAAAGAAGAGAUUUAAGUGCGAUAUUUGUAAGGUCGCUUAUGCUCAAGGAUCAACCUUAGACAUCCAUAUGCGAAGUGUUGGUCAUCAAGCUAAAGCAAAUCGCAUCAUGCAGCAACAGCAACAAGUUCCACAGGGUCCAUCAACAACCCCAUCAUCAUCCACCCAGCCACAGGACAUCAUCACACCACAAAUCCCAUCCAAUAAUGGCAACAUAUCACCAAAAUCACAACAAAAUAAUCAAAUGUACAAAGCACUUCUCGAAAAUUUUGGAUUUGACAUUGUGAAGCAGUUUAAUGACAUCAAUAAAGUUCCACAGACACCAAGUAAGAAUGGAAAUGCGGAACCAGAAAAGAAGGAUGAAGGUGAAGCUGCACUUGACUUCUCACAGCAAAAGAACUCAGCUGAGGAAUUGCUUGCGAAUCAAAUGAAAUUGUUUAAUGCUGAAAUGUUGGCACAAAAGCAGACUGCAGAACAGCAGCAAAAGUUUGAUCCAGCAAUGCUUGCACAGCGUCUUAUGGAGCAACAGUUUUUGGCUCAGUUCCCACAAUUUGCACAGAGUUUGCAGAACGUUAAUACUGGAAAUAUGCCGAUGAAUACACUCGACAUGAUCAAUUUGAUGCAGUUCCAUCACUUUAUGUCACUCAAUUUUAUGAAUUUGGCACCGCCAUUGAUCUUCGGUGGAGCUCAGCAAGGCAAUGUAAUGUCACCAGGCUCACAAUCAGCAAAUCCAUCUCUUGCACCACCAAAACCAGUCAAUGAAAGUCCAGUUCCAGCUGUAACUCCAACAACACCGACAGCUCUCUCACUUCUCGCUCAGCAACAGCAACAACAGUCUCAAUUACAACAGUCACAAGCAAAGAAAAGCCGAAAAGACUUUGUUGAUCCAUGGAAUGGCAUUAAUGAUGAUUCAUCUUCAUCAUUCCAGGCAUGUGGAAAUCAGAAACGUGCACGUACGAGGAUCACAGAUGAUCAAUUGAAAAUUCUGAGAUCGCAUUUUGAUAUUAACAACUCGCCAAGUGAGGAGAGCAUCAUCGAUAUGUCAAAGAAAGCUAAUUUGCCUCAGAAGGUUGUCAAGCACUGGUUCCGUAACACUCUCUUCAAAGAGCGCCAGCGUAACAAAGACUCGCCCUACAACUUUGCGAAUCCACCAUCAACAACCCUCAAUCUCGAAGAAUACGAGCGUACAGGAACAACCAAAACAGUCCCACUCAGCGAUACCCAAUCCCAAACAUCAGCGAAUGCAAUGUUGUCAAGUAUUCAGCAACAGCAACAAAAGUUACAACAAGAACAGCAAAAAAUUCAAGAACAACAGCAGCAGUUUUUUCAGCAACAGCAACAGGCGUUUAAUUUGAGUCAGCAAGCCCAGCAGAAUUUUCCAGAUUUGCGACCUGUAUCCCAACCAUCAAGUACAACAAGUAACGAACGUGAUGAUUCAUACAUCAAGUCUGAGCCAACCGAAGACAUGAUUGAUAAUGAUAAGCAUAUUGAGAAUGUAGAAUUUGAUAUGGAGCGAUUUCGUCAGCAACAAGCACAACAACAGAUGAAUUUUUUUAACAACUACGAGACUAAGUCGGAAAGUGGAAGUAGUGACAUCUUAUCACGUCCACAGACACCGAAUAGUCUCUAUAAUAACAUCAAUGACGUCAUCAGCCAACAAAUCGAAAGCAUUCCAAUCAACAACAUCACAAGUCCCGGGAAUCCGCUGAAUCAAAUGGGACCGCCAAAAAAGUUUCAAUUAAAUAAGAUUUUUGAUAAGAGUUACGAGUCAAAUUCCAGUUCAUCCAACUCAUCGACAUCGAGUGGAAAGAGGGCAAAUAGAACUAGAUUUACUGACUAUCAGAUUAAGGUGUUGCAGGAGUUCUUUGAGAAUAAUUCAUAUCCAAAGGACAGUGACUUGGAGUAUUUGAGUAAAUUAUUAUUGUUAUCACCGAGAGUAAUCGUCGUGUGGUUCCAGAACGCUCGUCAAAAGCAACGAAAGAUCUACGAGAACCAACCAAAUACCACAAAUUCGCCAUUCGAGAGUGACGAGAAGAAGACGGGCUGCAUAAAUUACACAUGCAAAAAGUGCAAUUUGAUCUUCCAACGCUACUAUGAGCUCAUUCGUCACCAAAAGAAUCACUGCUUCAAAGAAGAGAACAACAAAAAGUCAGCAAAAGCUCAAAUUGCCGCAGCCCAAAUUGCUCAGAGCUUGAGCAGCGAGGACUCAAACUCAAGUCUCGAAAUAAAUCACGCGAGCAAUCUAUUAGGUAAUAAUUUACUUCAUCCGACACCAAAAUCCCAACUCGCGCAAACUUCUUCUUCUUCUCAAAAUUUGCCGAAACUGAAUUUGAAUCAUCCUGUUAGUCUAUUAACGACAUCCUCCGCUACGUCAAAUAAUAUUAUGCAGCCGUUGGAUUUCCACCAGCAAUCGGCACAAAUCUCUCAAUGUCACAAUCAAAUGCCGGACAAUUUCGUAGUGGAAGUGCCACCUCCGGCAUUGCUCCAGAAUUAUGAACAGCCGAGCCCUAUCGAGUCCCCAAUGUCGAAUUCUCGAAUGCCAUUUUACAUGAACACCAACAAUGGCAAUGAAAAUUUCAACAAUAACGACAAUGGCGGAACUACAACACCAAAAAUUGACGAGAAGAAUUUGUACAGCGCUGAAAAAAUGCAAGAAUUUUUACUACAGAAAUUUUCGAAUCAAGAUUUUGAUUUGUUGACAAAAAAUUAUGAUUUUUUUCUGCAAUAUUACAAGGCAAAUUGCCCGACCGAGCAAAUGAUUGACGAGAAGCAUCUCAGCAUGGAUUUUUUAACACAAUUUUAUCAUCUCAGUGAAUUCAAGAAGAAACUUAAUGGAGCUGAUUUGAUGGAGCAAGAGUCAAUCAUUAGUGACGAUGAUGGUGGUGAUGAUGUCGUUGCACUUGACGACUCAAAGGACGAAUUGGAAGGUCUUAAUCUACAAAUGUCAGAUGUGAAUAAGGCUAAAUUGAAUUUAAGCAGCAUGCAUAGCAAUAAGAGAUUGAGAACAACAAUAUUACCGGAGCAGUUGAAUUAUUUGUAUGAAUGUUAUCAAAAGGAAUCAAAUCCGAGUCGAAAACAGCUUGAAGAGAUUGCUAAGAAGGUCAAUUUGAAGAAACGGGUUGUUCAGGUCUGGUACCAGAACUCCCGUGCACGCGAACGCAAAGGACAAUUCCGUCAAAAUAUGCAAAUCAUCAACAAGAAGUGUCCAUACUGCAGUGCAAUCUUCAAAGUAAAAUCAGCCCUAGAAUCUCAUUUACAAACUAAACAUCCGGAAAAGCAGAUGAUCAACAUCGAUACCAUUCCAGAGAUCACAUUCAAUCCAAAGGACAUCAAUUUUCCUCAACUUCCACAGCAGCUUGACUUGUCGAUGCUGAACUUACCACAAAAUGCUGAGUUCUGGAAGGCAAACUUAAUGCAACAGCCACAAACGUCUCAUAAUUUUCCACUCCAAAAGAGAAGUGAAUUCAGUGAGUCUGAAAUAAGCUUCACAGAUUCGAAUAAUGAUGAGCUGCCAGAUGAUGAUUAUGAUUUGGAUAACUUUAAUGAUGAUAGUAAUCAUGGAGAUGAGAAUGCUGGAACAUUGAAUGACAAAGAGAAGUCAAAGAGACAUAGAACUCAUGUCAAUAGAGUUCAGAAGAGCAUUUUGAGGAAAAUUUUCGAUGAUGUCAAGUCACCGUCGAUGAUUGAUUGUGAGAAUAUUGGGAAGGAGAUCGGAUUGUUCAAAAGAGUUGUUCAGGUUUGGUUCCAAAACGCCCGAGCAAACUACAAAAAACUCAACAAAAUCACAACAAAUGAUCUCAAAGAGCUCCCAGAGAAGAAUCCAUCCGACUGCAUGUACUGCCCAGAUUAUGCCCCAUGUCCAUCCAAGACCUACAGCUCCCACGUGCUCUCACAACAGCACAUCCAAAACAUUCACAGUUAUGUCAUGAAGAAUGAAUCACACGAGGAUGAUGAUGAUGAUGUUCAAGAAAUUGACACACAGAAACCCGACCAGACGCUUCAGAACUUGAUGAACGACAUGAUGCCAACAAGAAAUGAUGGAAAUUUUUCGUAUACGAAUUGUCAUCCACAAAAGUCACUCAUGAUUGGCGACACUAAUUGGAUUGACUAAGAAUAUUUAUUUUUGCUCAAAAAAAAGAAAACUUUUUAAUUUUGCUGAUUGAGACGUGAAAAAAUGAUGAAAAUUCUCGGUGAGUUUUGAGGAUUUUCCUAAGGAAAAUAAACUUUUUAUUGUUGUUGUAAUUGCCGAUACAUUUUCAAUAAUUUUGUGAUUUUAAAUUUUAAAAAAUACAGAAAAAUAUUAUUUUUAUUAUUAUUAUUAUUAUUUUAUUG